CUGGAGUGACACGUCACGAAGGUCAGGAACGAGCUGAUGGAAAAUGGCGAGCAGCUACAACAGCUUCAGUCUACACACGACUGCGGAGAAGUUCUACAUCGAGGCGUGUGACGAUGGAGCUGGAGACGUCCUCGCCAUCGACCGCGUGUCCACAGAAGUGACCCUCGCAGUGAGGAAGGACAUCCCUCCGUCAGCAGUGACGCGUCCGAUGUGUGGCAUCAUGGGAACCAUUCGGCUGGUGGCAGGCAUGUAUCUGAUCGUCAUUACAAAGAAGAAGAAGGUGGGCGAUCUGCUCGGUCACGCCGUCUGGAAAGCCACUGACUUUGACAUAAUUUCCUACAAGAAGACGGUCCUGCAUCUGACUGAUACUCAGGUGGGUUCUUCAGUUUUACACGAGCAGAAUGUGUUUCCAUCGUGUUUGCCCUCUGGGUUUAUGGGACGUUUGAGCAUCUCUUUAUUUAAAGGUGCCAUAGAAUAUGCCAAAAGAUAUGAUGGUUUUAUGCAGGCGGAUCAGAGAUUCGUGUGGAACGGUCAUCUGCUCAGAGAAUUCAUGGCACAGCCUGAGCUGCACAAAUUCGUCUACCCUGUUAUUCACGGCUUCAUCACCAUGAAGUCGUGCUGCAUCAACGGCAAAAUCUUCGACUGGAACAUCAUUUCUAGGAGGAGCUGUUUCCGCGCUGGCGUCCGCUACUACAUCAGAGGUAUUGACUCUGAAGGUCAUGCGGCCAACUUUGUUGAGACGGAGCAGAUUGUUCAGUAUAAUGGAGCAAAAGCCUCAUUUGUUCAGACUCGAGGAUCCAUCCCGUUCUACUGGUCUCAGAGACCAAACCUGAAGUACAAACCAAAGCCGCAGAUCAGCAAAAGCGUCAAUCACCUGGAUGGUUUUCAGAGGCAUUUCGACUCUCAGAUCAUCACAUACGGCAAGCAAGUGAUUUUGAACCUGGUGAAUCAAAAAGGUUCAGAAAAGCCGCUGGAACAGGCCUUCGCGAAGAUGGUGGACAGUCUGGGCAACGGCAUGAUCAAGUACGUUGCGUUUGACUUCCACAAGGAGUGCAGCCGUAUGAGGUGGCAUCGCCUGCAGAUCCUGGUGGACAUGGUGGCGGAAAUACAGAAUGAGUUCGGGUUGGUGUUGAUUUCGUUAACGAAAACUGUGACGAAAAAUAGGAUAGGAGUUCUUCAUGUGGGCCAGCGGAUUGAAGAACAGGCGGAUUUUGAAAAAAUAUACAAGAACGCAUGGGCAGAUAACGCCAACGCCUGUGCCAAACAGUACGCCGGGACCGGAGCCCUGAAGACCGACUUCACACGGACAGGGAAGAGAACGCAGUGGGGUUUGCUGAUGGACGGCUGGAACUCUAUGAUCAGAUACUACAAGAACAACUUCUCAGACGGUUUCAGACAGGACUCCAUUGACCUGUUUCUGGGUAACUAUGCAGUGGAAGAGGCAGAUAUGAACACUCCUCUACAUGAGCCCAAAGACUGGAAGUUCCUCACGCUGCCGAUCAUCAUGGUGGUUGCUUUCUCAAUGUGCAUCAUAUGUCUCCUGAUGGCUGGUGACACCUGGACCGAGACGCUAGCGUAUGUGUUGUUCUGGGGCUCAGCGAGUGUGGUGACGGCCGGCGUGAUCCUCUUCAACGGCCGGGACUUCGUCGACGCACCCAAACUGGUGCAGAAGGAGAAGAUGGACUGAACCUGCGUGUGUGGGAAGCAGCUUGGUCCCGCCGAGUCUUCAUCCUCCUCCUCAUCCUCAGUGCUGUCCUACUCUCAGCUCCGCCGGGCCUGGAGCCUGUACUGAUGCUGCACCACCGGAGGAAGAGGAGGAGGAUGAAGGCCAUGGGCCAGACGGGACGCUCCGCUGCUCUCCACACCAGGAUCGUAUCUCACAGACAUCCCAUAAUUCCAUGGGCUCACAGGCAGCUUCACAGACGCAGCGCUGGAAACCAGGUUCAUGUGCAGACCGAGCCUCGUGGUUCAAGACGUGUUUCCGUGUCGAAUCGCACACGCGUCGUAGCUCGCGAAUCAUCAUCUUGUUUUCUAAUAAAAAAAAUUUGUACACAAAACAAAAUACGUUUAAAAUAAAAAUGCAGUAACACUUUUCAAUAAGGUUCAUUUGUUAACAUUAGUUAGCUAAUAUUAACUAU
Sinocyclocheilus grahami is the source of this 2138-nucleotide messenger RNA. Its product is annotated as phosphatidylinositide phosphatase SAC1-A-like. Gene Ontology annotation, biological process: phosphatidylinositol dephosphorylation. Gene Ontology annotation, cellular component: endoplasmic reticulum. Gene Ontology annotation, molecular function: phosphatidylinositol-4-phosphate phosphatase activity. Lineage: Eukaryota; Metazoa; Chordata; Actinopteri; Cypriniformes; Cyprinidae. The coding region runs from base 44 to 1687 and encodes 547 amino acids. The record is from RefSeq and is a predicted model, not a curated record. The transcript is spliced from 18 exons.